AUGCUACUCCUGAGGCGCUUUAUACAUACAUCACGCCCGCUUUUGAAUACUAUUACUUCAGUUUGUCCGGGGCAGGGUAAUAUUUCUGAAAGUUCAUUUCGAUUGAUUCAAUAUGAAGUGGACACUGCGCAUAAUGCCAGAAUAAUCGAAUUAUUGAAGCAUGCACAAUCGAUUGUUCCUGAGAUCCCAAUUUCUGAAUACUUUUCUUCAAAAACAUACCCAGCCGGGGAUGAAAUAAAAAUGCAACUUCGUAGGACAUCCAUUGUGCAACCAUUAGUCUUAUUAAGUACGUACUUGAAUUAUGAGAUAAUUAAGGCAAAACACGGGUGGGAUGUACUUCGUUCUGAUUAUUUACUUGGACAUUCGCUUGGUGAAUUGAGUGCACUUGUCCUACAAGAUGGUGUUUCCUUAGAAGGCGGUUUGCGUGGAGCUUAUUUACGUGGAAAACUCAUGGAAAAUGCCUUUGAUGAUGGUAAGAAAUGGUCAAUGGUUGCAUUAUUGUUUCGGAGUCGUGAUUUCGAGAGUAUCUGUAAGGUAUGUGGGCAUGAUAUUGGACUGAACAUUGCCAACAUCAACGGAUAUGAACAAAUAGUUGUCAGUGGGGAAAGGGAAGAGUUGGGUGAAAAAUUGGCCACACUAGAUAAAAUUCAGAAAGAGCUCGUGUCCUUGAAACAGUGGAAGAGUCGAAUUAGGAAAGUCUGGUUACAAACAGAUAUUGCUGCACAUCAUCCCAAGCUAGACUGUAUCAAAGAGGAACUGAGGGAAAUUAUAAAAGUAAACGAUCCCGAGCUAAAGGUUCCAAUAGUUUGCAACUUGAAUGGACUGGUUGUUGAGAAAAACACAGAGAGAGUUAUUGAUAACUUCAUCGAAGUCACAAGUAAACCUGUUCAGUUUACCAAAUGUAUGGAAACUAUAGCCGGGGCGAGUAAGGGGAAACAUAGUUUAUUAAAUGUUAGCGAUGUCACAUACGGACUUACAAACAAGUUCUCAGAAUCUAGAGAUGAUUGCGUCAGCUAUAACCUUUUAAAUGAAAUUGAAACAGCCUUAUAG
Molecule: messenger RNA, 1050 nt
Organism: Pichia kudriavzevii
Lineage: Eukaryota; Fungi; Ascomycota; Pichiomycetes; Pichiales; Pichiaceae
Exons: 1
Coding region: 1-1050 (349 amino acids)
Biological process (GO): fatty acid biosynthetic process
Cellular component (GO): mitochondrion
Molecular function (GO): [acyl-carrier-protein] S-malonyltransferase activity
Source: RefSeq, a predicted model, not a curated record